AUGCGUGGUACGUCGGAAGGUGGCAGCAGCAGAAUACAAGUCGCUGAAACGUACUAUUCGUUAUAUGUGUCCCGGGUGAAGAAAAGCGUCUGUGAAGCUGAUAUUGUGGACUAUAUUACUAACAAGGGUGAAACGUCUCUUAAAAGGUCUAUUGAACAAGUACGAAUGUUAUGUGAAUACACUGAUAUUAUUGCAUUGCAGGAGACUUGGCUCCUCCCACAUGACCUAGAUUUUGUAAGUAGUAUAAGUGAUAAUUUUGCUAGUUGCGCGAAGUCGUCCGUAGAUACGACUUUGGGUGUCUUGCGCGGUCGCCCAUAUGGAGGUCUGGCUAUUCUGUGGAGGAGGUCAGUUUUUAAAGAUGUGAAAAUUAUCGACUGCUCCACAGACAGACUAGCUGCCGUUCGCAUUAAUUGCGCGGGAAAACAAUUUCUUGUCAUGAACGUCUACAUGCCAACGAAUAAGGAAGAGAAUCUGAUCGAUUUUACGACAUGUCUUGCGCAGAUUACGGCUAUUAUUGACGAGUGCGAUACCGAAGCGGUAUAUGUGUUGGGGGAUUUUAAUGCUGACCCGCAACAGCUGUUCGGGCGGGAAUUGACAAAUUUCUGCAAUGACAAUCAGCUUCACUGCAUCGAUCAGGACUUAUUAGGUUGUGACUCAGGCACGUAUACUUAUAUUAGUGAUGCCUACGGAACCCGAUCAUGGCUCGAUCAUUGCGUUGUGACUACGGCGGCGCGUGACUCUGUUCUCUCGGCCAAAGUCGAAUAUGGGGUGUAUUGGUCGGAUCAUAUGCCGCUAAGUAUUGUCUGUGAUAUCUCUGUGAUAGUAAUUAAGGACUGUUUAGUUAAUAACUAUAUGCUAAGUGAAUUUAAUCAAGUGACGUGGGGAACCCGUACGACAGAGCAGAUUGAAUUGUAUAGUCGGUUAUGUGAUCGUAAUUUAACUAACUUGAAAUAUAUAUCGCCUGUUUGUAUUCAGUGUGACAAUCGAAUAUGUGCGAAUCAUUUAUAUUUGAUAGAUAAGUUUUAUGAUGAUAUUGUUAAAAUAUUAAGAGAUGCAGCUAUUGAUAGUGCGGUAUGCUGUCGGCGCAUGCACAAAAAGCCUAUUUUGGGUUGGAACCACUACGUCAAAAAUAGUUACAGAAACGCACGAAAUAAUUUUGCAAAGUGGGUGCUUGCAGGAAAGCCAGUACAGGGUAAAUGGUAUGAUAAUAUGAAAUCGAGCAAAAGGACUUUCAAAAAUAAGUUAAAAUGGUGUCAAAAUCAUGAAGAAGAAAUCAAAAUGAAUGUGCUGGCUAUGCACAAGUAUAACAAAAAUUUUGUUAAGUUUUGGAAUUCGACUAAAAAAAUUAAUGGUGUUACUAAAUUGCCUACAAAUAUAAAUAAUGAAGAAGACCCCUUAUUGAUCGCGAACACCUUUGCGAGUCACUUUCGUGUCUCGCCUUUACCUAUACCCUCACCCGCUAUUAAAAUUGAUGGGAGCAGAGUUUGUGUAGGAGAUGAUGAUCGUCUAAUAUCUCCGGAGACUAUAGCCUUAAUUAUAAAACAAAUGUCGCGCGGCAAGUCUCCGGGCUUUGACGGCUUAAGCCUUGAGCACAUAUUGUUUGCGGGGAAGGAAAUCUUUUCGAAAUUAAAAGUAAUGGUGUUUAGGGCUGGAAGAGGUCCGGACCAUGUGCCCAAGGUAUAUUUAAAGGGCGAGGCGAUAAAAAUGGUUGAUAAGUUUAGGUACUUGGGGCACGUAUUAACGGAGCGGGCAUCUGACGAUGCUGACAUUGAACGUGAAAGACGAUCACUUGCCGUAAGAUGUAACAUGCUGGCGCGUCGCUUUGCCAGGUGUGAUAACGAGCCUGAGGACUUACAAAAACGACGAGAACUCGUUCGAAAUUACUUCUCUGAGAGCUUUUGGAACACUUUUAUAUUCUUUUUUCUUCAAGAGUUGACACUGGAGUGUUGCGUAUUGAGCGGGGCAGUUCUUUUCAUAUUCUGCGGCGUGUCUGCUAGCGCUUGUACUCUGCUCGUGCCGAGUGCUGCAGCUGUUGUCGCCGUUGCCGUUUUAAUCCAUGGGUUGACUCUGGCACAGAAACAUUCAGAGAGUAUUAAUGGAGAAAUAUUGGGUGUAGUAGUGGAGACUCAAGGGAACCUGCUGCCUUCUGCGGUUGGACCGUUGCCGAUACAUUUGAGACUAAAUGAAGCCCACAAUUAUAAGAGACAGUCAACGCUGUAUUCACAAAUUAUUGCAACAGUAAGCAUCUCAGAAUACCAUGGUGUCUCCCGCAGUGGUUGGUUUCAUUCAUUGACCGUGCACCCACAAUGGCGAAGGCGAGGUUUAGCGCUCGCUCUGACAGAUGCGGCUCGACGGUUGUCAGUAGGGCGCGGUCUGCAGUCACUGGAGUGCGCGCUUAGUCAUCUACAGAACGGUGCGCGUCGUCUGCUGCAAUUGGCAGGAUGGGAGUGUCGAGGCUCGUACGAGCGUCGUUUAAUGGGAGCGGCGCUGACGUUGCCUAUGCUUCGUCUGGGCCUCGAUCUUCCGUUCCCCUGA
Leptosia nina is the source of this 2535-nucleotide messenger RNA. The record is from the annotation of a GenBank genome assembly. Lineage: Eukaryota; Metazoa; Arthropoda; Insecta; Lepidoptera; Pieridae.